AUGCGAGAUGCCGCCCUGGAGCUCCACGCCGGGCCGCCGGCGCCGCGGACGGCAAUGGCGGCCUCCGCCGGCGACCACUACGCGCGCCUCCUGCGGCUGUGCGGGACGGCCGCCAACCCGGGCGCCGGGCGCGCCAUCCACGCGCGCGCCGUCAAGGCCGGUCUCCUCGCCAGCGCCUACCUCUGCAACAACCUCCUCUCCUACUACGCCGGCCCCGCCGCCGCUGGAGGAGCCAGCGGCAGCUUCCCGGAGGCGAGGCGCCUGUUCGACGAGAUCCCCGCGGCGCAGCGCAACGUGUUCACGUGGAACUCGCUGCUGUCCAUGCACGCCAAGUCCGGCCGCCUGGCCGACGCCCGCGCGGUGUUCGCGGGAAUGCCCGAGCGCGACGCCGUGUCGUGGACCGUCAUGGUCGUCGGGCUCAACCGCGCCGGACGGUUCGGGGAGGCCGUCAGGACGUUCCUGGACAUGGUCGCCGACGGGCUGGCGCCGACGCAGUUCACGCUCACGAACGUGCUCUCGUCGUGCGCCGCGACGGAGGCCGGCAGGGCCGGGAGGAAGGUCCAUUCCUUCGUCGUCAAACUCGGCCUCAGCAGCUGCGUGCCGGUGGCCAACUCGGUGCUCAACAUGUACGGCAAGUGCGGGGACGCCGAGACGGCGAGGGCUGUGUUUGAAAGGAUGCCGAUGCGGAGCGUGUCGAGCUGGAACGCCAUGGUGUCGCUGAACGCGCAUCUGGGCAGGAUGGACCUUGCUCUGACCACGUUCGAGAGCAUGCCGGACCGGACCAUCAUCUCGUGGAACGCAGUCAUCGCAGGGUACAACCAGAAUGGGCUUGAUGCCGAGGCGUUGUGGUUCUUCUCGCGGAUGCUGAGAGACUCUUCCAUGGAGCCUGAUGACAUCACAAUCACCAGCGUCCUAUCUGCUUGCGCCAACCUCGGCAUGGUGAGCAUCGGAAAGCAGGUGCACGCGUACAUCUUGAGGUGUGGAACGCCCUACACCUGCCAGGUCACGAACGCCCUCAUCUCAAUGUAUGCCAAGUCUGGCAGUGUUGAGAAUGCCAGAGGGGUCAUGGACCAGGCAGUGGUGGCCGAUCUCAAUGUGAUAUCCUUCACUGCUCUCCUGGAAGGCUAUGUUAAGCUUGGUGAUAUGGAGCGUGCAAAGGAAAUAUUUGAUGUUAUGAGUAACCGAGAUGUCGUAGCCUGGACUGCGAUGAUUGUCGGCUAUCAGCAGAAUGGUCACAACGACGAGGCCAUCCAGCUCUUCAGGUCGAUGAUUAGAAGUGGACCAGAGCCAAACAGCUAUACGCUUGCUGCUGUUCUUAGUGUUUGCGCAAGCCUUGCAUGUCUUGAGUACGGCAAGCAGAUCCACUGCAAGGCUAUCAGGUCCAGGCAGGGGCAAUCUAGCUCCGUCAGCAACGCCAUCCUCACCGUGUAUGCAAGGUCAGGCAACUUGCCAUGGGCAAGGAGGGUGUUUGAUUGGGUCCGCUGGCGCAAGGAGAAGGUCACAUGGACAUCGAUGAUCGUAGCUUUAGCACAGCAUGGCCUGGGAGAAGAUUCUGUUGGUCUGUUUGAAGAAAUGCUUUGUGUUGGUGUGAAACCAGACCGCAUAACCUAUGUUGGUGUGCUUUCAGCCUGCGCUCAUGCCGGUUUUGUGGACCAAGGGAAGAGAUACUACCAGCAGAUGCAGGACAUGCACGGCAUUGUACCUGAAAUGAGCCAUUACGCCUGCAUGGUUGACCUCCUCGCCCGCAGCGGCCUACUCUCUGAAGCUCAGGAAUUCAUCCAACAAAUGCCUGUGGAGCCUGACGCAAUAGCCUGGGGAUCACUCCUUUCAGCUUGCAGAAUGCACAAGAAUGCAGACUUGGCAGAACUGGCGGCAGAGAAGCUGCUGUCAGUUGAUCCCGAUAACAGUGGUGCCUACACCGCUCUCUCCAACGUCUACUCUGCCUGUGGGAGGUGGAACGACGCGGCGAAGAUAUGGAAGCGGAGGAAGGACAAGGCUGUGAAGAAGGAGACAGGUUUUAGCUGGACUCACAUACAGAACAGAGUACAUGUCUUUGGAGCAGACGACGUCCUACAUCCGCAGAGGGACGCCGUCUACAGGACGGCUGCCAAGAUAUGGGAGGAUAUCAAGAAGGCCGGCUUCGUGCCCGACCUCCAGUCUGUCCUACACGAUGUCGACGAUGAGCUCAAGGAGGAGAUGCUGAGCCGCCACAGUGAGAAGCUCGCCAUUGCAUUCGGCCUUAUCAGCACGCCGGAGGGGACGACGCUGCGAAUCAUGAAGAACCUGCGUGUAUGCAAUGACUGCCACACCGCGAUCAAGUUCAUCUCCAAGGUUGCGGACAGGGAGAUCAUUUUGCGAGACGCAACGAGAUUUCAUCAUUUCAGGGAUGGAUUAUGCUCGUGUAAAGAUUAUUGGUAGAAAACCAUUGGUUACCGAGGAAGGAAUAAUGAUAUUUCAUUCCUGCAGAUGUAACCGCUCCUCAAGAACAAAGCCAAAGUGUGAGCACACGUUAAACCAGCAAAAUUGGAUAAUACUGCUAACUUUGGAAUGCCCUUGUGAUAAAUAAAAAUAGAGUGUAAACAUAGCACAACGAUUUGUAUUA
Molecule: messenger RNA, 2602 nt
Organism: Lolium rigidum
Lineage: Eukaryota; Viridiplantae; Streptophyta; Magnoliopsida; Poales; Poaceae
Product: pentatricopeptide repeat-containing protein At2g22070-like
Exons: 1
Coding region: 1-2418 (805 amino acids)
Biological process (GO): RNA modification
Molecular function (GO): zinc ion binding; RNA binding; protein binding
Source: RefSeq, a predicted model, not a curated record